AUGGCGCCCCUACGACAUAUUGUGAGCGUGCUCUGCAUAUAUUUUACCCUCCCUUCGGCCAAUGCGCUGGCGCUGCGGUCGCAGGGCAUCCUUGCGCCCUUAUCUACGCAUGGAGAAACCCCCCUCAACGAGACAACCGAGCCACCAGAGUUCCCCUUCCUUGAAUUCUCGGUCUCGCCGCCAGAGACAUCCAGUUCGGCGCGACAAACGCGGCGAGAUCUGGUGUAUGCUUUGAAUGUUAUGCAAGAUGAUUACUUCGAACUGUGGCAGGGAACGUGGCCAACGGCUAUCGACUGGACCGCUGCGGUUAUGGGUACGCACGUCUCGGGCACGCUCUCGUCGCUAACCUCCGCCAUCGAAUACCUCUUGCCGUCGAAUAUACCUGUGGAUAUGAACAUGGACGUUAUACAUACGCCGACGAUUGACCGGCACGGUCAGGCUUUUGAGAACCUUAUCAAUCACUUCUUCGAUCAUACAACGGCCUUUUACUUUGGCGAAGAUGAAUUUGCAGUGAGAACGCAAGCCUUCGACGAUAUGCUGUGGAUAGUUUUAGAGUGGCUAGAAAGCAUCAAGUUACAGGUAUUACAUUCGGAUCUGCACUAUCGGGGAUCCUCGAGCUCGAGCUCCCACACCAAGGAUAAGCCUCAUUGGCACGGGCUUCAAUAUCAGAUCCCAGCAGCUCAUCGGUCGCGGCUGUUCUAUGGUCUUGCGUCUGCGGGGUGGGAUGUCUCCCUCUGCGGAGGUGGAAUGAUCUGGAGUCCAUAUUUGACACCUUACAAAAAUGCCAUCACCAAUGAAUUGUAUAUCUCUGCGAGCAUCGGGAUGUACCUAUACUUUCCCGGCGACCCCAUUGACUCGCCCUUUAUGAUGGAAACCCAAGAUGACGGUGUCUGGUCUGAUGGUUAUCCUCAUGAUUCGGCUCAUCUACAAGCAGCCAUUGAUGGAUACAGAUGGCUCAACAGCUCCAAUAUGACGGGGCCCGGUGGGCUCUACGCAGACGGAUUCCACGUCAGCGGAUAUGAGGACACCGGGCAUCCCGGCACACGCAAGUGCGAUGUUCUCAACACGAUGGUGUACACCUACAACCAAGGCGUGAUCCUCAGCGGGCUCCGGGGCCUAUGGUUAGCCACUGAAUCGCCGCAGUAUCUGGACGACGGACAUGCACUGGUCCGCAAAGUUCUUCGAGCCACGGGAUGGCCUAAUAAAUCCAGCAACCAGUGGCAAGGUCUUGGCCGGGGAGGCGUCCUAGAGGAUACAUGUGAUUCGUCCGGCGACUGUUCCCAAGAUGGACAAACGUUCAAAGGAAUCUUCUUCCAUCAUCUAGCAGAGUUCUGUCGACCCCUUCGACCGCAGGAGUGGCGCUUCUUGGCUAGUGCUAACCGGACGACCGCAGAAGGGAGCGACUGGCACAAGGAAUACGAGUGGCACCAAGCACGAUGCCAGACCUACGGGCCCUGGGUCAAGCAUAAUGCGAAGGCUGCUCUGGUAACUCGAGAUCCCAACGGCAAGUUUGGAACCUGGUGGGGCAGGCCAUAUGGGGAGUCCGUGAACGCCUUGACUUACGGAAGUCCUCUGCCUGCGGGAGCGGUCGACUAUCGUAAUAACGGCGACCGUGCAGAAGGCUCAGUGUUGUUCCACGGUCGACCAGGCAAUGCCAAUCAACCGUCUGGUGUGACCGAACAAACACCGUUGACCGAGUCGUCGGAUAUCACAGACAUGCAACGAAACGAUCCAAAUGACCGAGGCCGCGGCCGUACGGUAGAAACGCAGUCCGGCGGAGUAGCGGUACUGCGGGCGUUAUAUCAAUGGCAGAGCUUUCCCUUUCUGUCUGGAAGCGGACUAUGA
Molecule: messenger RNA, 1845 nt
Organism: Aspergillus melleus
Lineage: Eukaryota; Fungi; Ascomycota; Eurotiomycetes; Eurotiales; Aspergillaceae
Product: putative glycosyl hydrolase
Exons: 1
Coding region: 1-1845 (614 amino acids)
Biological process (GO): carbohydrate metabolic process
Source: RefSeq, a predicted model, not a curated record